Molecule: messenger RNA, 868 nt
Organism: Spathaspora passalidarum NRRL Y-27907
Lineage: Eukaryota; Fungi; Ascomycota; Pichiomycetes; Serinales; Debaryomycetaceae
Gene: BLP1
Product: Blp1p
Exons: 1
Coding region: 74-427 (117 amino acids)
Source: RefSeq, a predicted model, not a curated record
AUAGAUCCUUGUAUUUAAUACACCGAACUAAAAAGACUUCCACACAAACACUAUAAUAUUAAGUAUUUCCAAGAUGAGCUACCAAGAUGCUUACCUUCAAGACAAGAGACGUAAAUUAUCUCAGGAACUUGAAUCUGAUGAAAUGAAGGAUAAACUCUCUUACUUGACGGAUGAGCAAAAACACGAUGUUGAAGCUGUUAUGGCUGAUGACGAAGACAUGGAAGAUGAAGGUGAAAAGGUUCUUAGCGUUGAUGAUUUAGAAAGAAAGAAUCGCGCUUUGACUGUUAUUGAAGAAUUCUUACAAAGUGAGAAUGGUCAAUUAAGAAAAUCUCUUAGAGAAAUGCAAAAGGAAAACGAAGAAUUGAAGAAUGUUUUGAGAAAAGACUUUCAAGUUAAUUACAAGUCUGGUGUUCAAUACAAGGCUUAGAUAGCGCUUGUGCCUUGAACCGCUUGUAAUUUUGACUGAGCAUUUUUUUUUUUAGGAAAGAGAUUUUGAACCAUUCCCAAUGCAUUUAUCUACAAUUUACUACUGCAUUACAUUAUGUACACUACGCUUAUGAUUAUGAAAGAGGAUUUAUUUUUAUGUUUUAUGAAUAACGAAUGAUUUGACGACGACGACUACUACUAUUGUAAAUAUUUGGGUUUGGCUGAAAUUUUAUUACUAAAAGUGUUUUUUAGAAUUACAAAAGGUUUUUAUGAUGCAACAUUAGAACGCAUCAACAUUUUAUAGCAAGUUACAAAAACCACAAAAAAAAAAUGUUAUAAACCUUAUAAAAGCUCUUAAAAAAAAGAUUUCACCAAGUAUUAAAGUAUAUAUUAUUAUAUAUUGCUAUAAAAUUAAUGAAAUAUGUUAUCAUGUUUAAAUAUU